AGUGCAGUUUCUCGGUCGAAACGUGUCGCACCUCCGAAGAAAUAGUGAUGUGUUAAAUAGUGUCACGAGUUCACACAGAAAACGGAUAUUUUCGCAAAAACCCCAACCAUUGAACAUAAUAUUAUGCGGAGGAUAUUAUAAAUUAUCGAAGAGGUGGCGUUGAUGACCUUCUACAAUGGUUAUCGUGACGAGGGGUGACUAUAUUUGGAUCGAACCAAUAUCAGGAAAUGAGUUCGACGUUGCAAUCGGAGCAAAAGUCGUCUCGGCGGAAGGGCGAAGGAUCGCUGUCCGAGAUGACGACGGUGAGGAGCAUUGGUUACAACCAGAUCGAAGAAUUAAAGCAAUGCACACCACCUCCAUUCACGGAGUGGAAGAUAUGAUCGGAUUAGGUGAUCUCCACGAAGCAGGAAUACUCAGGAAUUUGUUGAUCAGAUACAAUGAGAAUCUCAUUUACACGUAUACUGGUUCAAUCUUAGUAGCAGUUAAUCCAUACCAAAUUCUCCCAAUUUAUACGGCUGAACAAAUCAAAUUGUACAAAGAGCGGAAAAUCGGAGAACUUCCACCACACAUUUUUGCGAUAGGCGAUAAUUGUUACGCGAACAUGCGAAGAUACGGCCAAGAUCAAUGUAUCGUUAUCUCCGGGGAAUCGGGAGCAGGAAAAACGGAAAGCACAAAGUUGAUUUUGCAAUAUUUAGCUGCGAUAAGUGGGAAACAUUCGUGGAUAGAGCAACAGAUUUUAGAGGCGAACCCCAUUUUGGAAGCUUUUGGAAAUGCUAAAACCGUUCGAAACGAUAACAGCUCAAGAUUUGGGAAAUACAUCGAUAUUCAUUUUAGUACAAACGGUGUUAUUGAAGGGGCUAAAAUCGAACAGUAUUUAUUAGAAAAAAGUAGAAUUGUUAGUCAAAACCCUGAUGAAAGAAAUUAUCACAUUUUUUAUUGUUUAUUGGCGGGGUUAAAUCGAGAAGAUAAAAAGAAAUUAGAUCUUGGGGAUGCUAGCGAAUAUCGAUAUUUAACUGGGGGUGGUUGUAUAACUUGUGAAGGAAGAGCUGAUGCAGCAGAAUUUGCAGAUAUUCGAAGCGCAAUGAAAGUAUUAUUAUUUACUGAUCAAGAAAUUUGGGAUAUUCUAAAACUUUUAGCAGCUUUACUUCACACAGGAAACAUAAAGUACAAAGCUACAGUCGUUGAUAAUUUAGAUGCCACAGAAAUUCCCGAUCACACCAACGUUCAUCGGGUUGCGCAAUUAUUAGGGGUUGCUCCUCAACCUCUCAUCGAUGCUUUAACAAGAAAAACAUUAUUUGCUCAUGGAGAAACUGUAAUUUCAACUUUAUCUCGAGAGCAAAGUGUCGAUGUCCGUGACGCAUUCGUUAAAGGCAUCUAUGGGCGAUUAUUUAUAUUUAUUGUUAAAAAAAUAAACAGUGCAAUACAUAAAGCUAAAGAAAGGAUAAGUAGAAGAUCGAUAGGUGUUCUUGAUAUAUUCGGUUUUGAGAAUUUUAAUCAUAACAGUUUUGAACAAUUUUGUAUUAAUUACGCCAAUGAGAAUUUACAACAAUUUUUUGUUCGUCACAUUUUUAAAUUGGAGCAAGAAGAAUAUAAUCUCGAAGCUAUUAAUUGGCAACACAUAGAAUUCGUUGAUAAUCAAGAUGCGCUUGAUUUAAUUGCAGUUAAACAACUAAACAUUAUGGCUCUAAUCGAUGAAGAAAGCAAAUUUCCCAAAGGAACGGAUCAAACUAUGUUAGCCAAAUUACAUAAAACUCAUGGAGGGCACCGAAACUAUUUAAAACCCAAAUCAGAUAUAAACACAAGUUUUGGUUUAAAUCAUUUCGCUGGGAUCGUUUUUUACGAUACUCGAGGAUUUUUAGAAAAAAAUCGAGAUACAUUUAGCGCUGAUUUACUACAAUUAGUUACAAUCUCAAAAAAUUCUUUCCUACAACAAUUAUUUAUCGACGAUAUAGGGAUGGGUGCAGAAACAAGAAAACGAACCCCAACUUUAUCAACACAAUUCAAAAAGAGUUUAGAUUCUUUAAUGAAAACUCUAUCAAAUUGCCAACCUUUUUUUAUAAGAUGCAUAAAACCAAACGAAAUCAAAAAACCAAUGAUGUUUGAUCGAAAUUUAUGUUGUCGCCAAUUAAGAUAUUCAGGCAUGAUGGAAACGAUUCGAAUUCGAAGAGCUGGAUAUCCAAUUCGCCACACUUUUAAAGAAUUCGUUGAAAGAUAUCGAUUUUUAAUCUCAGGAAUUCCACCAUCACAUAAAACCGAUUGUAGAUUAGCAACAUCUCGUAUUUGCAAAGCCGUUUUAGGUCACUCCGAUUAUCAGCUUGGAAACACAAAAGUCUUUUUAAAAGACGCUCACGAUCUUUUCUUAGAACAAGAACGUGAUCGGGUGAUUACACGAAAAAUUUUAAUUCUUCAAAAAAAUAUAAGAGGUUGGGUUUAUCGACGAAGAUUCCAACGAUUAAAAGCUGCCGUUAUUAUUGUCCAAAAACACGUUAAAGGAUAUCUACAAAGAAAAAAAUACAAUCAAAUGAAAGUCGGUUACAUGAGAUUACAAGCUUUGAUUCGAAGUCGCGUUUUAUCACAUCGUUUUAGACACUUAAGAGGUCAUAUUGUUGGAUUACAAGCUCACGCUCGAGGAUAUUUAGUUCGAAGGGAGUACGGACAUAAAAUGUGGGCGAUUAUAAAGAUACAAUCUCACGUGAGAAGAAUGAUUGCUCAACGGCGGUUUAAAAAGAUUAAAUUGGAACAUAAAAAGCAUAUCGAAGCUUUGAAAUUGAAGAAAAAAGAAGAAAGGGAGUUGAAAGACGCUGGGAAUAAACGAGCUAAAGAAAUUGCGGAACAAAAUUACAGAGAACGAAUGUUUGAGUUGGAACGUAAAGAAAUGGAGUUGGAAAUGGAGGACAGAAGACGCGUUGAAAUGAAGAAAAAUUUGAUAAAUGAUGCUGCAAGAAAAGCUGAUGAACCUGUUGAUGAUUCGAAAUUGGUUGAGGCGAUGUUUGAUUUUCUACCUGAUAGUUCAAGUGAAGCUCCUACACCAGGAAGAGAAACAUCAGUUUUUAACGACCUUCCCUCACAACCAUCUGAAAAUGAAAUCAUCAGCCCAAUGCAAACACAAUCCGAAGAUGAAGAGGAUCUAUCCGAAUUUAAAUUCCAAAAAUUCGCCGCUACUUAUUUCCAAGGAAAUAUCGGCCAUCAAUAUUCCAGGAAACCUUUAAAACAUCCAUUAUUACCGUUACAUACUCAAGGGGAUCAAUUGGCAGCGCAAGCUUUAUGGAUAACAAUCUUACGAUUCACUGGAGAUUUACCAGAACCACGUUAUAGUACAAUGGAACGCGAUAACACCUCAGUUAUGUCAAAAGUAACGGCAACUUUAGGAAGAAAUUUCAUAAGAAGUAAAGAAUUUCAAGAAGCCCAAUUAAUGGGUUUAGAUCCCGAUUCUUUUAUGAAGCAAAAACCACGCUCAAUUCGUAAUAAAUUAGUCUCGUUAACCUUGAAACGUAAAAACAAACUGGGUGAAGAUGUAAGAAGAAAACUUCAAGAUGAAGAAUACACAGCUGAUAGUUAUCAAAGCUGGUUGGAAUCAAGACCAACGUCGAAUUUAGAAAAAUUACACUUUAUAAUCGGUCACGGUAUUUUGCGAGCUGAAUUAAGAGAUGAAAUUUAUUGCCAAAUUUGUAAACAAUUAACAAAUAAUCCAUCGAAAUCAUCACACGCUCGAGGUUGGAUUUUAUUAUCGCUUUGCGUUGGAUGUUUUGCACCUUCUGAAAAAUUUGUGAAUUAUUUAAGAGCUUUUAUUAGAGAGGGACCACCUGGUUAUGCGCCUUAUUGCGAAGAUCGAUUAAAACGUACGUUUAAUAACGGAACUAGAAAUCAACCACCGAGUUGGUUGGAAUUGCAAGCAACAAAAUCAAAAAAACCUAUUAUGUUACCAAUAACAUUUAUGGAUGGGCACACAAAAACUUUAUUAGCUGAUUCAGCAACAACUGCAAGAGAAUUAUGUAAUCAAUUAUCAGAUAAAAUAGGAUUAAAAGAUCAAUUCGGAUUCUCACUUUACAUCGCUUUAUUUGAUAAGGUAUCAUCACUUGGAAGUGCUGGCGAUCAUGUUAUGGAUGCAAUUUCACAAUGCGAACAAUACGCAAAAGAACAAGGUGCUCAAGAAAGAAACGCCCCCUGGAGAUUAUUUUUCCGUAAAGAAAUUUUCGCACCAUGGCACGACCCAACUGAAGAUCAAGUUGCAACUAAUUUAAUUUAUCAACAAGUUGUGCGCGGUGUUAAAUUUGGGGAAUACCGUUGUGAUAAAGAAGAAGAUUUAGCGAUGAUUGCAGCCCAACAAUAUUAUAUUGAAUACAACACAGAUAUGAAUGUUGAGAGAUUAUUAACUUUACUACCUAAUUAUAUCCCUGAUUAUUGUUUAACAGGGGUUGAUAAAGCGAUUGAUCGAUGGGGUGCUUUAGUGGUCCAAGCUUAUAAAAAAAGUUAUUACCUCAAAGAAAAAGUUCAAAUAUUACGCGUAAAAGAGGAUGUUGUUUCGUACGCCAAAUUUAAAUGGCCCCUUUUAUUCUCACGAUUUUACGAAGCGUAUAGAAAUUCAGGUCCAAAUUUACCCAAAAACGACGUGAUAAUCGCCGUGAAUUGGACUGGAGUUUACGUCGUUGAUGAUCAAGAACAAGUUUUACUUGAAUUAUCUUUCCCGGAAAUUACAACGGUUUCUUCACAAAAAACCAAUAAAGUAUUUACACAAACUUUUAGCUUGAAUACAGUUCGCGGGGAAGAAUUUACGUUUCAAAGUCCGAAUGCUGAGGAUAUUAGGGAUUUGGUUGUAUAUUUUUUAGAGGGAUUAAAGAAGAGGUCAAAGUUUGUUAUCGCUCUUCAAGAUUACAAAAGUCCGGGGGAGGGAUCAAGCUUUUUAACAUUCCAAAAGGGGGAUUUGAUUGUUUUGGAGGAGGACAGCACAGGGGAGACUGUUUUAAAUUCUGGAUGGUGUGUGGGAAGGUGCGAAAGGAGUCAAGAAAAGGGUGAUUUCCCAGCCGAAACCGUUUAUGUAUUACCGUCGAUGACAAAACCCCCGGGUGAUAUUUUGAUGUUAUUUAACACAGAAGGUGCAGAACAUGGUCGUCGUGUAAGUCAACAAUACAUGGUAAAUGGAACGGAAUCAAGAGAUAGACCACACACCCUCUCAGAUUACGCAAUAGAUCACUUCAGACCUCCCAGUAAACGCACAAUGUCCAAAACCCUAACGUUAACGACCGCUAGAAGGGGUAUAGACGAUUUAUGGCGACAUUCUCGAGACCCAAUUAAACAACCCUUAUUAAAAAAACUUCUCACCAAAGAAGAACUGGCCGACGAAGCCGUUUUUUCAUUCAGCGCUAUCUUAAAAUACAUGGGAGACUUACCAUCGAAAAGACCGCGAUUAGGUAACGAAUAUACCGAUCAUAUUUUUGAUGGGCCGUUAAAACACGAGAUUUUACGCGACGAAAUUUAUUGUCAAAUAAUGAAACAAUUAACUGAUAAUCGAAAUCGAAUGAGUGAGGAGAGAGGUUGGGAAUUAAUGUGGUUGGCGACUGGGUUGUUUACGUGUUCGCAAAGUUUGUUGAAGGAGUUAACUUUGUUCUUGAGGACUCGUCGUCAUCCGAUUUCUCAGGAUUCUUUACAACGUCUUCAAAAAACUUUAAGAAACGGGCAAAGAAAAUAUCCCCCUCACCAAGUUGAAGUCGAAGCAAUCCAACACAAAACCACCCAAAUCUUUCACAAAGUCUAUUUCCCCGAUGACACAGAUGAAGCGUUCGAAGUCGAUUCAAGCACCAGAGCAAAAGAUUUUUGCCAAAAUAUUAGUCAAAGAUUGAGUUUGCGUUCAAGCGAAGGUUUUAGUUUAUUCGUGAAAAUCGCUGAUAAAGUUAUUUCAGUACCGGAAGGGGACUUUUUCUUUGAUUUCGUGAGACAUUUAACGGAUUGGAUUAGAAAGGCGCGACCAACUCGUGAUGGGAUUACCCCACAAUUUUCUUAUCAAGUAUUUUUUAUGAAAAAGUUAUGGACCAACACUGUUCCUGGAAAGGAUAGAAACGCAGAUCUUAUUUUCCAUUUUCAUCAAGAAUUACCUAAAUUGAUUAGAGGUUACCAUAAGUGUACUAAAGAAGAAGCCGCUAAAUUAGCCGCUUUGGUUUAUCGAGUUCGAUUUGGCGAAAGUAAACAAGAAUUACAAGCAAUACCCCAAAUGUUGCGUGAUAUAAUUCCAUCUGAUUUGAUUAAAAUCCAAAAUGCUAAUGAUUGGAAACGUGGGAUUGUUGCAUCUUAUAACACGGAUGCAGGGAUGAGUCCAGAAGAUGCUAAAAUAACUUUUUUGAAGAUCAUUUAUAGAUGGCCCACGUUUGGGUCGGCUUUCUUUGAGGUUAAACAGACCACAGAUCCGAAUUAUCCCGAAAUGUUAUUGAUUGCUAUUAAUAAGCAUGGAGUUAGUUUGAUUCAUCCUGUUAGCAAGGAUAUACUUGUAACACAUCCUUUCACAAGAAUAUCAAAUUGGUCUUCUGGUAAUACAUAUUUCCAUAUGACAAUAGGAAAUUUAGUGAGAGGAUCGAAAUUGCUCUGCGAGACGUCGUUGGGGUACAAAAUGGAUGAUCUGCUUACUUCGUAUAUAUCAUUGAUGCUCACAAAUAUGAAUAAACAAAGAAGUAUUCGUAUAAAAUCCUAAAAAAAAUUAAACUUACCUAAAAUGAGAGUUAACAAGGAGAAAACAAGGUGUUAUUUUUAACAAUUUAUCUUCGAAUUACAUUAAUGAUUAUUGUAAAUGGUGUUUAAGUGAAAAAAAUAUAUUUUUUAAAAGGAGCUUUUAUAUGAUAAAAUAAAAUACGUAUAGAAAUUGUAAAUAGUUAUAAUAUCGAAGAUUUGAUUUCUUUUUUGCAUUCUUUAUUUAUUAUUCGAUCUGAGUUGAUACUAAAAAGAAAAAAAUUAAUUCUAAUUAUUCUUCGUGGUUUUAUUUUUGUUGUGGUAUUUGUAGCCUACACAUAGAAUUCUCAAAUAUUAGCAUAUUUUAUUUAAAAAAAUUGUUGAAUCUACGCUUUUAUCUUAUUAUAAAGAAAGUAAGCAUAUCUGGUGUGAGUGAAUCUUCUUCUAUUUUAUUACAUCAUAUUUUGUAGCUCAUUUAUCAAAAAAAAAUAUAUGUAUCUGAGAUUAAUUUUUCUUUUUUAAUUGUUAUUAUUAAAUUUGUUAUUUUUUUCUCAACUUUGUGAAAAUUCUAAAUACAUUCUUGAAAUCCGUCCAAUAAAGAAAAAUUUAUUGAA
Molecule: messenger RNA, 7268 nt
Organism: Onthophagus taurus
Lineage: Eukaryota; Metazoa; Arthropoda; Insecta; Coleoptera; Scarabaeidae
Gene: ck
Product: unconventional myosin-VIIa ck
Cellular component (GO): cytoskeleton; myosin complex
Molecular function (GO): protein binding; ATP binding; cytoskeletal motor activity
Source: RefSeq, a predicted model, not a curated record